AUGGCCGAGGGCUCGGGGCGACCCGAGCGGGACGUGGAGGUGGUGCCGCAGUUGCAGCGUCUGAUCACGCCUGAACCCCACGUUCGACCUGGCUCUGGAGCUCGGCGAGUGCGUGUUCAUCCUCGUCCCUCGCAAGACUCGGCCACGGGUCGCUCCUCGCGUGCUGAGGGCACCGCAGCUCCGCCACGCAGCCCUUGGUCGCGUGCCCAGGAGCUGAUGCAUCUAGUCAACUCACGUGCGGACCGACGAGGGCUGCUCGAGGCGGACGAGUCGGACGAUGACCUUUCCGACGAUGUUCUCGCUGUCUCCAAUGCUGACCUGACUCGCCAGCUCAGCGAGCUUCAGGCUGAGCUCUCGGCACAGGACACCGAUAGCCUAAACAUCUCUGGCGAAGACGGCAUUGCAACAAGCCCAGAUUGCGAGCUCUUGGAUGCGAGUGCCCGGCAUACCAGUCCCGUACCUAAUGGCAAUGGUACCGAAUCACAUCCUACGCGCACCUCCGUUCAAGUCUCGGGCAGAACUUCGCUGGCCGGCGCAGAGCCACCCAGUCUCACUGCCCACGUGAGCCAGACCGCCAAGACCACCGCGCAAGGAUCAUCGGCUGACCUUCUCAACGCGUAUCAGCAGGGCCACGAGAACGCCGAGGUCAAUGUCCGUCUGGAUGAGGCGGAAUGGGACGCUCGGUAUAUGCGCGCAGCCUAUUGGCUGCACGAUGCCAUCAACGGGCAUGACAAGCAUGGCCUUAUGGCCAUGAGUGAGCGCGGUCGGCCUUUUGUACUUCUCUUCACCAUGCGCAAUCACCAAGCCGCCCGCAUCAUCUUCACGCUGACCGUGCUACUGCACACUGCCUUGGUCUGGAUUGAAGAAGACCACCGUGCAGCUAGCCUGGCCCUGGCGCCCUUGGCCAUUGCCAUUUAUUGUGUCGAUGCUGCCAUCAAGGUGUACCUCAUGGGUGGAUGGAUAUUUCUCAGCAAGAAGUGGAAUCGUUACCUUGCCUUGCUCAUCGUCUUUUUCAUCACCGAUUACAUUUGCUACUGCAGCAACGUUGUCCAGGCUUUCCGUCUGCUGCGGCCCUGGAUCCUGUUGACGCGCGAGCGGGAAAUUCGACGGUUGUUCCAGGCUUUGGCCAGCAGAGCGUUUGUCAUGCCCGUCCUCCGCCUGAUGGUGGGCAUCUUUUUCUUCGUCCUCCUCUUCAGCGCCAUGGGCGUGCAUCUCUUUCGAGGGUAUUACAGCACGCUUUGCGCCGACACCGACGACCCUGAGUUGCAGGGUGCCUUUGACAACGUUCUCAUCGCAAUGGUGCACAUGUUCACUCUCAUGACGACCGAGAACUAUCCCGAUAUCAUGCUCCCUGCUUGGCUUCGCCAUUGGGAGAGUUUUAUAUUUUUUGGCAUCUUUAUUGGUCUUGGUGUUUUCUUGAUCGUUCCCAUGACCCUGGCCGUGGUAACUGACUCCUACUGGACCUCGGCUGGCCUGCAGGCAGCCGCGUUCCUAUGCCGCCAUCAGUACAAGAAAGAUCGUCGAAAAGAACGCAUCGCGCUUGUGCGCGCCUUCAAUGAACUCGACCCGGAUGGCAACGGUACCAUUGGCUUUAUCGAGUGGCAGGGCCUGAUGCAAACCUUUGCAUGCUGGCGUCCAUUGCAAUUGUGGUUUCAAGGCUUGAUCGAAGCCCCCGGUUGGAAUCUGGGAAUUCGUUUUUUCAUCGGAGUCUACUUUCUGCUCUUCUGCAUCACCUGGCCCGAUGAGCCGGAUGAUUUUCUCGAAUCCAUUCAGGGCAUUCAACUUGGUCUCUGUAUCCUCUUUGGGCUUGACUUGGUGGUGCGCAUGUUUGUGCGUGGCCUUGACUUUGAGGGCGGCUUUGUACUCUUUGGCAUGCCUGUCUUUGCGAUUGAGAUUCUUUUGGUUUCAGUAUCUCUGCUGGAGCACAUCUUGUUCUACACGGACACGUGUUCAACCGGCAUUUGCGCGGUUCUGGGCAGCACGGCACAGUUUGUCCGCAUGCUGUACAAAUCGCAGUCUUCGUUGGUGGCGCUCCAAGUGCUGGAUGCUACGGGGCGCAUGAUCCUGAAGCUCGUCGUGUUAACCAUGUUCUUCUCAUACAGCUUUGCAGUCUUGUUUUGGGAAAUGUACCAUGGAGUGGAUUCCUUUGCUCCAGACUACUGCGCUGCCUUUGAUGAAACGACAAACUGCGUGGUCGACAGCGGGCUCGGCAACUUUUCCGUCUUCAGCUGCUCCUGGCUCAUCGUCUUUCAGAUAAUUUCAACGAGCAACUGGCACGAGCUGAUGAAUGAAGUUAUGGCGCAGCGCAGUCGCUGGGACUCGCUCCUGUUUAUUUUGUGCUACUGUGCCAGUCAGUUUGUCAUGGUUUCGCUGAUGAUUGGUACGGCCGUGGAGAACCUCUUCCGGUACACCAAGGCUCAAGCUGAAUUGGUCAAGAACGAGGCACCUCAUGCCAAGCCAGAGUCAGUGACGAGUGUCAUGCGAGGCAAGCGUCGGUUUUUGAGCAAGCUUGGUGGCAAGCGCGGUCUCCUGCGCGGCGGGAGUGCUGGUGCAGGUGACGGAGGCGGUGCUCCUGUGCCCACAAUGCUUGCGUCAACGAAAAGUGAGGGUUCGGGAGCACAGGCCAUCGGGACAGCCGUUGAGCAGCGGCGGCAACAACUGAGGGCCCGACAGGAGGCACGCAAGCAACGUAAAAAAGAGAAUCGCAAGAAAAAAUUGCCCACGCUUUGCGUAGCCAUUGCACAUGAAAAAGCACACGCAGCCGACGAGUUACCGCUAGUAAAGGGUGAUGUGGUCGAGAUUCUCGAACACGACGAGGCCAACGAUCGUUUUCGAGGCAAAUGCGCGGGCUCGGCUGGAUGGUUUGACGCCCGCUUCGUGAUGAUUGUAUUGGACGACGCCAUGAUCAAAGACUUGCGUGCUUAUGGAGCGCAGCAAGAGGAGGACUGGGUCUUGAAUGAUCGACGAAAGUCAGAUGCCAAUGCCGUCACCAUGGACGCGGCCGGUGUCUCGGUCAAGAAUCAAGGAUUUAGUCGAGCAGAUAUGGUGGCAGACAAGGUGACGGAAAUGAAUCCCGACGAGCUCUUUGAACUGAAUCGCCUGGCCAACGCCAAUAUUUUUGCACGAGAUGGACGCCGCAAGCGUGAGGGUCGCAAACAGGAGCUGGACUCGCAGCGUCAGGAGACAGAAGUGCGGGUGGCCCAUCGGCUGCACCCAUCGCGAUCUGCCACCCGAGAGACCGAGCGUACCGCAACACCGCGAACACUCUUGUCCGAAGCCAUGAACAGCCGGCCUACUAGCACGACGCGCAGUGUCCAGAGUUUGCGAAUUAGCGAGCCCCCACCUCCGUCGACGCCUACAACAGCCGCUAUUGUGAUUUCCUCGGCUGAUGGGGCAGACCCGGACGAGGAUGAGCAAGACGAGAAUCAGACGACAUCUUCCCGUAAACGUGUUCAAUUCCGGGCCAGUGUCAAGAUGGAAGAUGGGUCCGAGGCGGAUCGACGCCGAGACGAGGAGCGAAAUCGCAUGGCGACCGAGGGGACACCCUCGGCUUGGUUUACAAAGUUUGUGCAAGACAAGCAGGUGCAGAUGGUUGAGGGUCAUUUCAAUGUGGAGGACGUGAGCACUGGACGCAAGUCACCCAAGGCACGGCGGAGCACUGCCAUCAGUCCAACUGAAGAGGAUGAUUUGCGCGCAGCCGCAGCGGCGGCCAUGGCUUCAACCGAAAGCUCGACCAAGCCGUCGUCAGCUGGAGCGAAUGUGUCAACUGGCCCCAUUGCAGCCACCAAUGGUGUGAAGCCCAGCGUUGUGUCUGACUUUGACCUGGAAGCAGCCAUGGCGGCACAGCUUGCCAUGUUGGGCGAUGGUGAUGAUGAAGAUGUCGCGGAAACUGCGGCCUAA
Messenger RNA from Monosiga brevicollis MX1, 3900 nucleotides. RefSeq lists its product as uncharacterized. Gene Ontology annotation, biological process: monoatomic ion transport; transmembrane transport. Gene Ontology annotation, molecular function: monoatomic ion channel activity; calcium ion binding; protein binding. Bases 1 to 3900 code for a protein of 1299 amino acids. Gene Ontology annotation, cellular component: membrane. The transcript is spliced from 21 exons. NCBI's taxonomy places the organism in Eukaryota, Choanoflagellata, Craspedida, Salpingoecidae. The record is from RefSeq and is a predicted model, not a curated record.